Messenger RNA from Scophthalmus maximus (turbot), 2904 nucleotides. It is a transcript of the gene wdr36, whose product is annotated as WD repeat domain 36. Gene Ontology annotation, cellular component: small-subunit processome; Pwp2p-containing subcomplex of 90S preribosome. The transcript has 22 exons. Bases 192 to 2858 code for a protein of 888 amino acids. Gene Ontology annotation, biological process: rRNA processing. Gene Ontology annotation, molecular function: protein binding. NCBI's taxonomy places the organism in Eukaryota, Metazoa, Chordata, Actinopteri, Pleuronectiformes, Scophthalmidae. The record is from RefSeq and is a predicted model, not a curated record.
GGUAAAAACAUGAACAUGGAACCAAACCUCCUCCGCGCGGAACCUUUGUGUUGUGUGCUGCUUGUUUCCACCGGACCCGAAUCCUCCGCGCCUCUUCUCAUUCUCCGUGACUCGGUUCGGUUCGUGUCUUCCACCUGCUGAUUCGUUGGUUCUCGUCUUUUCUCCGGUGAACCGCUCCGCUGUUACCGGACAUGUCGAGCGGCGGCAGCUCUUUGUUCUCCGGCUUCCGGGUCCUGGGUCUUUACUCCAACCACGUGCCGCACGCGGUCCGGUUCCACCAGAAGCACCGGGAGUUCUACCUGGUGACGGUGGUCGGGAAGUGUCUGCACACGUACAACGUCAACAGGUUGGGGAUCGUCGCUGUCAGUAACAGCCUGUCGGAUGACAUCACCUGCUUGGCAGCCGACAGGAUGUUGGUGUUCGCUGCCGCUGGGAAACUCGUCAGCGCCUUCGCCCGAAACAAAGAGGUGGUGAUGCGUUACAAUGGUCACAGACAGGAAGUGCGUCUGCUGCUGCCGCUGGGCGAUCACCUGAUCUCUGCCGACAGCGGCGGCGAUGUCAUCGUGUGGGACGUUCAGGGCGGCGACGUGUACCUGCGUCUGCAGUUUGACCCCAACACUUUCGACGUGUCGGCCAUGAUGCACCCGAGCACCUACAUGAACAAGGUGCUGCUGGGAAGCUCCCAGGGUGCAUUGCAGCUGUGGAACAUCAAGACAAGUAAGUUGUUGUUCACGUUUCGUGGUUGGUCGAUGGGAGUCACUGUUCUGCAGCAGAGUCCUGCAGUGGACGUGGUCGGCGUUGGCACAGCAACGGGCCGCAUCAUCAUUCACAACAUUCGUCUGGACGAAACACUGAUGAGCUUCACACAAGACUGGGGACCAAUCAGCUGGCUCGCUUUCAGAACAGACGGUCCUCCCAUCGUGGCGUCCGGCAGCCCUCAGGGCCACAUUGCAUUCUGGGAUCUCGAACGCCAUCAGCUGGUCGCUCAGCAGAGACACGCCCACAGCACAGCCAUCGCUGCAGCAACCUUCCUGCAUGGGGAGCCGCUAUUGGUCACUAACGGCGCUGACAACGCCAUCAAGGUGUGGAUAUUCGACCAGGAGGGAGGCGGAGCUAGACUGCUGCGGAGUCGUCAAGGGCACAGCGCCCCACCCACUACCAUCCACCACCAUGGCAACGACGGAAAAAAUAUCCUCAGUGCAGGUCAGGACGGGACACUUCAGUCUUUCUCCACCGUCCACGAGCGCUUCAACAAGAACCUGGGUCACGGUUCCAUCAACAGGAAGAAGGAGCAGAAGAAGAAGAAGGGUCUGUCGUACGAGGAGCUACGUCUUCCGUCCAUCUUGGCAUUCUCCUCUGCUGCUGCCCGUCAGUCAGACUGGGACGGCAUCGUUGCCUGUCAUCGCGGUCGCCUAGCAGCCACAACAUGGAACUACCAGAGGUGCACAAUGGGAGCUCAUCACCUGCAGCCACCCUCCCCUCGCCGGGACACUGUCGCCACGGCCGUCGACAUCACUUCCUGUGGUAACUUUGCUGUGAUUGGCUCGUCGAGCGGACGUGUUGACGUAUACAACCUGCAGUCUGGCCUUCAUCGUGGUUGCUAUGGCGACAGUGAGAAAGCUCACUGUGGCGCAGUGCGAGGCGUCGCCACGGAUACCCUGAACCAGCUGACUCUCACCGCCGGCUCGGAUUGGCUGCUCAAGUUCUGGCGCUUCAAGACUAGGAAACAGGAAGAAGAGCUGAAGCUAAAUGCUGCACCGGCUACCAUGAUGCUACACAGAGACAGCGGGAUGUUAGCAUUAGUGCUGGAUGACUUCACGGUGCUGGUGGUCGACAUAGAAACCAGACGUGUGGUCAGGAAGUUUGUGGGUCACCAUGGCAACAUAAAUGACAUGACGUUUAGCCCUGACGGCCGCUGGCUGGUUACCGUGGCGAUGGACUGCACCAUACGGACCUGGGACCUCCCCUCGGGCUGCCUCGUUGACUGUUUCCUGGUUGCCAUGGCGCCAGUGGGUGUGUCUAUGUCGCCGACGGGAGACUUCCUGGCGACGGCUCACAUCGACAGUCUGGGAGUUUACCUCUGGACCAAUAAGAGUCUGUGUGGACCUGUGGGGCUCCGCCCCCUCCCGGCAGAUCACCAACCAGCUACGGAGACACUGCCGGGCGUCACAGUGGAUCAAUCAGAACAGGAAGUGACAUCAGAGGAGGGGGAUGAUGCUUAUAAGUCGGCCGAUCAGUUGGGGGCGGAGCUUGUUACGCUGUCACUGCUGCCGGAGUCUCGAUGGAAAAGUCUUCUUUACCUGGACGACAUCAAGAAGAAGAAUAAACCUGUGGCUCCGCCUCUUGCGCCGCCUGCUGCGCCCUUCUUCCUGCCAACACUUCCUGGUCUCACGCCACGAUUCACGUCACCCACGGCAACUGAACAGGAAACACAGUCGAAGCUGCUGCCUUCGGGUUUGUCAUCUCAGAGGUCAAAGUUCACCGCUGCUCUGGAAGCUGCUCUGGAGUCUGGAUCAUCAGUUAAUUGCCCGGUGCUUCUCCUGAAGGAUUUUGGGCCGUCUGCGGUCUCCGUCGAGCUCACCUGUCUGACAUCAGAGGGGGGUGGAGCCAGCAGCCUCCUGCUCGCUUUCAUCCACAUGAUUGAACACAUGUUGGCCAGUGGGCGGGACUUUGAUCUGGCUCAUUCUUACCUGGCGCUUUUCCUGAAGCUUCAUCUCCGCUCGUUGUCACAGGACACUUUUGCCAUGGAAGCGUUGCUCCGCCUCUCCACCCAGCUGGAGGCAGGUUGGGCGGAGCUACGAGCAUCACUCGACCAAUCACUGUGUCUGCUGUCGUACACCAAGAGUGCACUGCUGUGACACGCACACACUUUGUGUAUUUCAAUAAAGUUUGAUGUUGAAUGUU